ACAGAAAUCUAACAGAUCAGGAUUGCUUCAGCAGUUUCUAUGAUCCGAUCUGUUUUGCCACUUUGACUUGAAAGAGCUUUGAUUGAUUUGGACUAAUCCCGAAACUGGGUUUUGGAUUGGGAAUUAUCGACCCUAAUCUAUUUUCUGUUGUUUCAUGUUGGGAUCGGUCAAGAAAAAAAGAAUGGUGAUUUUAACGUGACAAAAUUUGAAAGCUUCAGGUGUAUGGUAGUAUGAUUGGAAAUUAUUGAAGCCUUUGGAUUGCAUCAUUCGUGUCAGACUGCGGCAUUUGUUAUCUCAGUUUAUUACAGAGUAUUUUGUGCAAGCUUUGUUAUAGUUAAGGAUUGCCAUGGUGCUGGCAUGUUCCGUGACCACAGGAUAUCAGAAUAUGUUGGUGCCAUGACCAGUUAUGUGCCUGCUACAAAUGUGCAUACUCAGUUCUAAAUGAUUGGCAUGGGCAUGCUGCAGAACAUGGCUACAUGUCCAGUGGAUCCUACCAUAUUGAUCACUCUUGUGCCCAUUAAGUUGAUGCUUCGUUGUGGUUAUUAUAUCUCUUUAUUGUUACUAAUGACAUGUUUUAAGCAUGACUGUAUGAUUUAUCAGUGUUUUUAAAAGGCAUUCGGGUGCUCGUCUAGGCGCUCGAGCAAGGCGAGGCCCAAGCGCCUCGCACAAGGUCUAGGUGAUGUGCUUCUCUUAAGUGCCGCCCGGGCGCUCGAGCAAAUCCAAUGAGUCAAACCAGAUUUUGGACUCUCGUUCGAUUCAGCAGUGACUUAGUUGGCUCAAUCAAACCAACUAAGCCCAACAGUAAAAAAAUCGAAACCCACUUCCCUCCCUCGACUCGCUCGGUAAACCCUAGGAUCCCUCGUUGCAUUCUUUGCAGCUGACGGAAAGGUCCAAUCUUCCUCUUCCACCACUAAGUCCUUUGCCGCUGACAUAAAGCUCCCUCCGUCGUCAAGGGACAGUUCCACAGCUUUCUCCGUUGUUGAUGUCACCGUCCACAACUUCCUCUUGCUGUCCGAAGUGCCGUAAUGGGCAUACACUCUGCUCAACUUGUAAAUCAAGAGUGCAUAACCGGUGCCCUACUUGUAGACAAGAGCUUGGGGACAUCAGGUGUCUAGCACUUGAAAAGGUGGCCGAAUCACUUGAGCUGCCUUGCAAAUAUAGCACACUUGGCUGCCCUGAAAUCUUUCCCUACUACAGCAAGCUCAAGCAUGAAGCACGAUGCAACUUCAGGCCUUAUAAUUGCCCAUAUGCUGGAUCCGAAUGCUCAGUUGUUGGCGAGAUUCCUUUCUUGGUCGCACAUUUGAGAGACGAUCAUAAAGUAGACAUGCAUACCGGAUGCACAUUCAAUCACCGUUAUGUAAAGUCGAAUCCACGAGAGGUUGAAAAUGCAACAUGGAUGCUGACUGUCUUUUACUGUUUUGGACAGUACUUUUGCUUGCACUUUGAAGCCUUCCAGUUAGGUAUCGCUCCUGUUUACAUGGCGUUUCUACGGUUCAUGGGUGAUGAAAAUGAGGCAAGGAACUUCAGUUACAGCCUUGAAGUUGGGGGCAAUGGCAGGAAGCUAACAUGGGAAGGUACUCCACGUAGCAUCCGUGACGGCCACCGCAAAGUCCGAGACAGUCAUGAUGGUCUUGUAAUACAGAGGAACAUGGCCUUAUUCUUCUCUGGUGGUGACAGGAAAGAGCUGAAGCUGCGUGUCACAGGCCGGAUAUGGAAGGAGCAGCCAAACCCUGACUCUGGAGUGUGCGCCCAGUCUCUAUAGGUGAGAUCCGAAACUUGUAUGUGCCAUUAUGUCAAUGCAAUGUGUGGCUUUGUGGUUGCAAUGUGGUGCGUAACCAUAUCGCACUUUGAUGCACGUUAAUGCGAUAAUUGUGAAUAGAGGAAUGGAUGUUUAUGUGGUUUGAAAACAUGCAUCCUGGAACUGUAGUGACUAAUAACAGUAUCUUCUGUCAGUACAGUAGGAUACAUGAUUUUGAAUAUUUUCCCUUUAUUUUAUUUUAAAACAAGAAUCUUUUCUGUUCCUUUUCCA
Molecule: messenger RNA, 2029 nt
Organism: Musa acuminata AAA Group (dessert banana)
Lineage: Eukaryota; Viridiplantae; Streptophyta; Magnoliopsida; Zingiberales; Musaceae
Product: E3 ubiquitin-protein ligase SINAT5
Exons: 4
Coding region: 983-1762 (259 amino acids)
Biological process (GO): multicellular organism development; ubiquitin-dependent protein catabolic process
Cellular component (GO): cytoplasm
Molecular function (GO): zinc ion binding; protein binding; ubiquitin protein ligase activity
Source: RefSeq, a predicted model, not a curated record